AUGAGUGACGAAAGUGCUAGUAUUAAUAACUCAACACAGAACGAUAGUAAAGACGAAACAUUUAUUCCAGAUAGGACAUUUGAUUCUGAUGAUAGUAGGCAAGCGACAUAUAGUAGGCAUAGCGAUAUUAUCCAAGUAGAAAAUACAGUACAAAAUCAGAGUACUUUGUUAGGACUUCAAAAUCCUGAUACUGGUAGAAAUACAUUACAUUUCCCAAUACAACGUAGACGGUUAGGAGUACCAGCAGAAUUAAGUUCAAACAUCGUUAAGGAAGAUAUUUCUUUUGAUAGUAGUACUCAGUCGUACAGUUUUGUGCCAAAUUUGGAUUAA
Macrosiphum euphorbiae (potato aphid) is the source of this 330-nucleotide messenger RNA. The record is from the annotation of a GenBank genome assembly. Lineage: Eukaryota; Metazoa; Arthropoda; Insecta; Hemiptera; Aphididae.